Messenger RNA from Musa acuminata subsp. malaccensis (wild Malaysian banana), 4852 nucleotides. Its product is annotated as formin-like protein 3. The record is from RefSeq and is a predicted model, not a curated record. NCBI's taxonomy places the organism in Eukaryota, Viridiplantae, Streptophyta, Magnoliopsida, Zingiberales, Musaceae.
GACCACACCCACACACACACCCACCCUUUUACAAGGCAGGUCUCGCUUUCUCUUUUUUGGGCACUCAACAGUUGGGAUUCACGCGAGCGAACACACCAUCGGCAGCGGCUGUAGGGAGGCUCUUCAGCCAGUUCGAAUUCGCUUCCCACCACAGUUCGAAUUCAAACCCUCCGCCUCCACGCCCAUCUCGUCGAUCCACCUGCUGGGGGGGUUUUGUGUGUAGGGGAUCAAAUUGACGAUGCUUACUACAAUGCUUGCUUGUGAUUGGUGUUUGGAGUCCAGAAUAACCCGGAAAAUGGACAGAUUUUUGGCAUAACAAAAUCUUUAAACCCUGCAAUCUGAGUUUCUCUCAUUUGGUGUCGAAGCGAUAUCUUCUGUAAGAUGUCCCUUUUUAGCAGGUUCUUUUACAAAAGGCCACCUGAUGGUUUGCUAGAAUUUGUGGACAGAGUUUAUGUUUUUGAUUCAUGCUUCUCAACUGAGGUUGUACCAGAUGGACUAUAUCAUAUCUAUUUGCAUGAAAUUGUUACUGAGCUUCAUGAAGAGCAUGCUGAUUCUUCCUUCCUUGCGUUCAAUUUUAGAGAGGGAGAAAAACGAAGUCAGUUCGCCGAAAUUUUGUGCAAGUAUGAUGUCACCAUAAUUGAUUAUCCACGACAGUUUGAAGGCUGUCCACUUCUUCCAUUGUCUCUUGUUCAUCACUUCCUUCGUGUCUCAGAGAGUUGGUUGUCUCUUCGGAACAACCAAAACAUUAUACUGCUCCAUUGCGAAAGAGGGGGUUGGCCAUUGUUAGCAUUUCUUUUAGCUUGUUUCUUGACUUUUAGAAAAUUGCAUGGCACUGAACAAAAAACUCUAGAUAUUGUACAUCGGGAGGCCCCUAGAGGUUUUUUACAGCUUUUAUCACCAUUGAACCCACUCCCAUCUCAACUACGCUAUUUGCAGUAUGUUUCUAGAAGAAAUAUCACACCAGAAUGGCCCCCCAUGGAACGGGCUCUUUCAUUGGAUUGCCUUAUUCUUCGAGGCAUUCCAAGCUUUGAUUCAGAGAACGGAUGCAGGCCACUAAUCCGUAUUUUUGGACAUAAUAUUCAUAAAAAGGAUGAUCUUUCGAGCAAUACACUCUUCACGACGUCUAAGAAGAAAUCUUUACGGCACUAUCAGCAGGAGGAUUGUGAUGUUAUAAAAAUUGAUAUACAGUGCUUAGUUCAGGGAGAUGUUGUUUUGGAAUGUGUUCAUCUUGAUUUAGAUCCAGAUAGGGAAGUAAUGAUGUUCCGUAUCAUGUUCAACACUGCCUUCAUUCGAUCUAACAUUCUCAUGCUGAACUCUGAUGAUGUGGAUAUACUCUGGGAUUCGAAGGACCGGUUUCCAAAGGGUUUCCGAGCAGAGGUGCUUUUUGGUGAAACUGAGAACAUCUCUCCUCCUAGAGCUCCAACUGCAAUUUUAAAUGGAGAAGUGAAAGGUGGAUUGCCCAUUGAAGCUUUUGAAAAGGUGCAAGAACUUUUCAGUGGUGUUGAAUGGUUUGAGAGAAAUGAUGAUGAUGCCUUUUGGCUGCUCAAACAAAUAUCAGCAAAUGCAUUGCAAGAAAAACUCGAAAAGCUAAUUUUAACUGAUGCCAAGGAGAUUUCAAGGCUUCAAAGUAAGGUGGGGCUGCAGAUACCUCUAAUGUCGCCCUUAGAAUCUGAUGAGGAAAAAGAUUCUGUAACUUCAGAUUCUGUUGUUUCAGUGGACAGUGAAAAAGUUCAGCAUCAUUCAAGUAUCAGUAUGGAUGUGGAAAACAUACUUGCUGAUUCUGCUACUCAAGAUUCUGAUUCAACAGGUUCGCCACAGUCAAAUAUCUCCACUGAUGCUGUACUUACACCACCUUCCCUUCCUCCAUCUUCUGAAGGUACUUUUGGAGGAUUGGGAACACCUAAUUUUGUUCCAGAAGCUGCUCCACCUCUCCCUCCCCCUCCCUCUUCACCAACGGUCAAAUCUCAACAACCCUCACCACUGUCGUCCUCAUCUGAAGUUUCUAUUUUGCCACCAUCACCUCCGCCACUGCCGCCAGCACCAAUCUCUACUACAGGAAAAAAUGGUCAAUCUCCGCCACUUCCACCACAACCCCCACCACCACCACCACCACCACCUCCACCUCGGUCCACCAUAUCCAUUAGAUGUCCUCCAGCACCAGCACCACCGCCACCACCACCUCCUCCUCUGUCCACCACAUCUAGUAAAGGUCCUCUUGCACCACCACCACCACCACCACCACCACCUCCUCCUCCUCCUCCUCUUCUGUAUGCCACAUCUAGGAAAGUUCCUCCGCCACCACAACCACCAGCUCCGUACCUGCCUCCCUUUGCAGCAUCUACCAGAGGUCCGCCGCCACCGCCACCGCCACCACCGUCUCCCCUUCCUCCUCCCUCCACCAUAUCUGGUAGAGGUCCUCCACCACCACCUCCUCCUCCGCCUCCUUCCACCAUAACUAGUAGGAGUCCUUCAGUACCUUCUCCUCCACCACCUUUCUCCACCAUGUCCGGUAACGCUCUUCCUCCGCCUCCUCCACCACCUCCCUUCUCCACACCUGGUAAAAGUCAUGCACCUCCUAAUCCUCCUCAACCUCCACCCCCACCCCCACCCCCACCUCCUAGCACUAAAUCAAAUAAGGGUUCUUUCCUUUCCCCUCCUCCCUCAUUUCCUGUGACUGCUGCAUCUAAUAGGAGCCCACCACCUCCGCCUCCACCUCCGCCUCCUUCAUCGAGUUUAAGUCACAUUGAUCAUGGUACUGUUCAUGCUGUCCCACAACCACCUCCUCCACCAUUGAAAAAUGGAAGGGGAAAUGCUCCAGGCCCACCUCCUCCUCCGUCGUUUGGCAGCAAAGGUAUGCCUCCACCACCACCUCCUCAAGCACUGAAGCCUCCUGGACUUGUGCCCCUUCCACCACCCUUACAAGGGGGAAGCCAUGGAGUGCCAGCGCCACCACAACCUCCUGGACUAAAAGAUCUAAAUACAUUAGCACCCCCUGCUCCAGCAUCAGGAAGAGGUAGAUUGAUUGCUUCUAGUUCAGGGAAGGGUCGUGGAUCUUUGCAGUCUAUUCCACCAAAGAAAACUCCAUUAAAGCCAUUGCAUUGGGUGAAGGUUACACGAGCAAUGCAAGGAAGUCUCUGGGCUGAUUCUCAGAAGCAAGAAAAUCAAUCCAGGGCUCCCGAGAUAGAUCUCUCUGAACUAGAAAGUCUUUUCUCAACCACAACUGCUUCUCAUGAGAGUGGCCGGGAUAAAAGUGGAGCUCGACGUGGUACUAGCACCACCAAGCCUGAAAUAGUUCACCUGAUCGACAUGCGUAGAGCAAAUAAUUGUGAGAUUAUGCUUACAAAAAUCAAGAUGCCGCUUCCUGAUAUGAUUCAUGCAGUUUUAGCUCUGGAUACCUCAGUUUUGGAAAUUGACCAAGUGGAGAAUCUCAUCAAAUUUUGUCCUACAAAAGAAGAAAUGGAAAUGUUAAAGAACUACACUGGCAAUAAAGAAAUGCUAGGGAGAUGUGAGCAGUUCUUUCUGGAGCUGAUGAAGGUCCCUCGAGUGGAGUCCAAAUUAAGAGUUUUCUCUUUUAGAAUUACCUUUUCCACUCAGGUGAACGAGUUGCGAACAAACUUGAAUGCAAUCAAUGAUGCAUCUAGAGAGGUAAAAGAGUCUUUGAAGUUGCGGCAAGUAAUGCAGACUAUUCUUACAUUAGGAAAUGCAUUAAAUCAGGGCACUGCUCGAGGCUCUGCUGUGGGAUUUAGGCUAGAUAGCCUUCUUAAAUUAUCAGAUACUCGUGCGAGAAAUAAUAAAAUGACCUUGAUGCAUUAUUUAUGCAAGCUCCUUGCAGAGAAAAUGCCAGAGUUGCUUGAUUUUGAUAAGGACUUGAUUCAUUUGGAAGCAGCCUCCAAGAUUCAAUUGAAAUUGGUAGCAGAAGAGAUGCAAGCUGUGAGUAAGGGUCUUGAAAAGGUUGAGCAAGAGCUCACUGCAUCAGAAAGUGAUGGUGAUAUCUCCGUGGGCUUUAGAAUGGCCUUGAAAGGUUUCCUUCAUACUGCUGAAGCUGAUGUUAGGUCCCUGACAUCAUUAUAUUCUGAAGUGGGAAGAAAUGCAGAUUCUUUAUCUCAGUAUUUUGGCGAAGAUCCAGCUCGUUGUCCAUUCGAACAAGUCACAUCAAUAUUGGUGGUCUUUGUCAAUAUGUUCAAUAAAUCGCGUGAAGAGAAUGCAAGAAAUGCUGAAGCUGAGAAAAAGAAAAUAGUAAAGGAGGCAUCAAAAGAAAGAUCAAAUACUGCUACCAAAAGGGACUGAGUUUAUACUUCAUUUGGGCUCCCUGAGCUUGAAAACAUCUGAUUAUUGCUGCAAACAGAACCAGAGGAAAUGUUGUGUAAGGUUAACCAAUUUCAUCUUAUCACAAAAUUGGAACUGUUGUCUUCCAAGGCCCGUUCCCCGUUGAGGAUGUUUAUGAAGGCUGUCAAAUGCUUUAAGCCAAAGAUUUAGCUCUUGUAAAGGCUGAUAAUCUUGUACUGUGCAUGCUCCUUCCACAAUUUAUGAGUGGUUCAAGUGAAGCAAAGCGAAGCGUCGAAUGCACUGGACGUCUCUUCUGAGCCUGAUCGGAUGUUAUAAUCGUUAUACAAGUGGUAUGCCGGAGUUGUAUAGCCGUCGUGCCGAUCCCCACUGGUCUUUCUUCGGCUAUAGCUAGGUGAUUUACAUGUAAACAGUUGAUCAUACAGCUCUAGUCUAGUCAAGGGUGUGCGAGUUUGGGGUUUGAUGCCCCGUAGCUGCUGCAUUCAACAACAUGCCGCCGUCUUUUUCUUUUUUAUUGAAUGCAUAGACUUAUUUGAUCAAUGCAAUAUAUUUCGGGUUCUUUGAUCAA